AAAGCGCACGGUGCGUAGAUCAGCAAAGCGCAGAAUCUUCGCGGUGGAUAGAGGCAAACGGUGUAAUGGAAGAUGCUUUAGCCUAGAUGAAUCUAACGGGCAUUUCGUGGACAGCUGUGUGUCAGUAAACAUUGACACUUUGAAGCGAGCGGUGCAGUGGAUGAUAUUCWGAUGGGUUGUGGAGGAAGCCGGUCCGACACAAUAAUCGAACCGAGAUAUCAUGAAAGCUGGACCCGAGAAACCGAGUCAACAUGGCUCACCAAUACAGACGCCGAGGCUGCUCUUUCUACUAUCAACAGUAAAGGGCUGGAGGGUAUUCAGAAGGAGAAGAGGAUGAUGGUGACCACAGGGACCCAGUGUGGGAAGCAGACCCUCACCAGCUCUGGACCCAACCACUGGCGGUCCUGCCACGAUAUAGGCCUCACUCAAGCGAAAAAGGAGUCCAGAAGGAGAGCAUCGAAGGAGGUUCCUGCUCCGUCUAAAGCGGUCCAGUCUGUCUGUGGUAGUGGGGAUACCGUCCCACUCAGUCAGGCCGGUGAUGAAAGGUGAACACAGCCAGAGGAGGCUGGAGAACGAUGUUCUACUGUCUGGUUGAGCUGGAAUAGGCUUGGAGGGUUGAGCUGGAAUAGGCCUGGAGGUUUACAGACAAGUCCUGAUUCCUGGUGACAAAUGUUGCUUGUGUCCCAAAUGGCACCCGAUUCCCUAUGUAGUGCCCUAUGUAGUGCCCUAUGUAGUGCCCUAUGUGGUGCCCUAUGUGGUGCCCUAUGUAGUGCCCUAUGUAGUGCCCUAUGUAGUACCCUAUGUGGUGCCCUAUGUGGUGCCCUAUGUGGUGCCCUAUGUAGUUCCCUAUGUAGUGCCCUAUGUAGGGAAUAGAGUGCAUUUGGGAUGUACUCUUUAUCUUCACCCCAGGGUAAGGCAGUUGGGUAAGGCAGACAUACCCUAGUUUAACGCCAACAAUUUAAAAUAGGCUACUAAAAUCAUUCCAAUCCCCAGUAAAAGGCAAAUGCAGUUUAGUGGGUAUUGGGAAUGCCUUUAGGACCCAUGCGGAGGCCAGGGAGAGGGAGGGAAGGCUGUUUGUAUGGCUGGCU
Molecule: messenger RNA, 1088 nt
Organism: Salvelinus sp. IW2-2015
Lineage: Eukaryota; Metazoa; Chordata; Actinopteri; Salmoniformes; Salmonidae
Product: brain and acute leukemia cytoplasmic protein
Cellular component (GO): cytoplasm
Source: RefSeq, a predicted model, not a curated record